Messenger RNA from Drosophila ficusphila, 1713 nucleotides. Its product is annotated as muscle-specific homeobox protein tinman. Gene Ontology annotation, biological process: cell differentiation; regulation of transcription by RNA polymerase II. NCBI's taxonomy places the organism in Eukaryota, Metazoa, Arthropoda, Insecta, Diptera, Drosophilidae. Gene Ontology annotation, cellular component: nucleus. The record is from RefSeq and is a predicted model, not a curated record. The coding region runs from base 246 to 1568 and encodes 440 amino acids. The transcript is spliced from 3 exons. Gene Ontology annotation, molecular function: RNA polymerase II cis-regulatory region sequence-specific DNA binding; DNA-binding transcription factor activity, RNA polymerase II-specific.
UUGCAGACACGGUCGAGUGCGCAUCGGAACGGCACUUUUGGAAUCGGGAACGGUUACGAUUACGGGUAACGGAUUACCACUCAGUUCGCCUACGGCUGUGGGGGUGUACUCCACCACCUACUUGAUUCCCCGGCUACCGCGAUACCCACCACUCAAGUGUCGCAAGUUCAAGUGCGAUUUGGCAAAUUGUUGUAUUUAUUUAAAUUCAAAGUGCUUCUCAAGUGGCCAAGUGAUCGCGCGCGAGGAUGUUGCAGCACCAUCAGCAGCAGGCUCAAUCGGGUGGCUACUACGACUACAAUCAGUCCCCCAGUCCGGGGAGCUUGACGAACGCCGAUGCCCUGAACACCACUCCGUUUUCGGUCAAGGAUAUUCUGAACAUGGUCAAUCAAACGGAGGCCUACGAAAGUGGCUACGGACACCUCGAUAGUGCCGCCGCUGCCUCGGCGCUCUAUGGCGCCGGCGAGUUCCAGCAGCACCUCCACCAGCAUCCGCAUCCGCACCAGUACCACAAUCUCAGCCUGCAGCAGCAGCACCAGCAGUCCGAGUUGCCCAUCGCCCAGCAGCAACUGCAUCCGCAGCUCGUGGACGAUGGCACCACCACGUCGUCAUCCCUGUCGCCACUGUUGCCCCCGCCGCCGCACCAGCUGUAUGGUGGAUACCAGGACUACGGCAUGCCCGCCCACAUGUUCCAGCCGCAUCACGGACAUCCGCACCAGGGCUUCCAGCACUCCGCCUCGGCCUACAACGUCUCCGCCUCCCAGUUCUACGCCGGAGCCUCGGCCACCUCGUAUCAAACGCCCGCCGCCUACAACUACAACUAUCCCGGAUCAGGAACCGGAACCGGAAUCGGAGUGGGAGUUGGAUCUGGAUCCGGAUCAGGGGAGGUGUACGCAGGAGCCACGCCCUCGGCAUCGGCGGGCAUCAAGAGCGAGUACAUACCCACGCCGUACGUGACGCCCUCGCCCACCUUGGACCUCAACAGCUCCGCGGAGGUGGACAGCCUGCAGGCGCCGGCGCAGAAGCUCUGCGGGAACCCCCUCAGCCAGCGCCUCAUGGAGACGGCGGGGAACUCCGUCUCCCUUAGGAGCAUCCACAGUGCGGAAGACGGCGCCAAAAGAAAGGACAACAGCCAGGUGACCUCCUCGCGAUCGGAGCUGCGCAAAAACAGCGUGAACGGGGUCAGUAACCACGGCAGCAGCAACGGCUCCUCGAAGCCAAGGAUGAAGCGAAAGCCCCGGGUUCUUUUCUCCCAGGCACAGGUCCUCGAACUGGAGUGUCGCUUCCGGCUGAAAAAGUAUCUGACGGGUGCGGAGCGCGAGAUCAUCGCCCAGAAGCUGAAUCUGUCGGCCACGCAGGUGAAGAUUUGGUUCCAGAAUCGGCGGUAUAAAUCGAAGCGGGGAGACAUCGACUGCGAGGGGAUUGCCAAGCACCUGAAGCUCAAAUCGGAGCCACUGCACUCGCCCACAUCGCUACCACCUCCGAUUCCCAACCACGUGAUGUGGCCCCCAACCAUCCAGCAGUCCCAGCAGCAUCUCGUCCAGCAGCAGCAGAUCCCCCACAUGCAGUAGUUCAUCGGCAGGACGAAGGACCCGAGUCUCUAAUUUAUUAACUGCAACUUCAAGCAGAAUUAUGUUGUAGCCUAAGGAAAAUGCCUCAUAGCUCUAGUACCUUGUUUUAUGUAUAUAUUGGACAAUAAAUAAAGUUUAAGACACA